AUGCCGCCGCUGCUCGAUCGUUUCCGGGCGCGUCUCUCACGACGCAGGCGAUCAGCCUCCCUUUCAGUGCCCUACAAGUUGGCCUGGAGCUGUCUGCCAGAUACGGUGUUUGUUGCCUUGGUUGCAACAUGCGAACUAGAAGAUAUCGAGUCCUUGGCCUUGACAUGUCGGUUCCUGCACAAACGCAUCUUCGAAAACGAACAUGCCAUUGCCCAUGCGUUUAUUGAAAUGCGUCAAAGUCACGGAAUGUACCGCGAUGCAGAUGAUCACUCGUCGCCAGGCGAGGACCUGACUUUUAUAUUUGAUCUGUUUCCCCCACCCCGCCACAAUAUGAUGCAGGCGGCUACGCGAUGCUGGGUCACAUGUAUUCGGCUUUCUUUUCAUUUGGCCGACCAUGAAAUUCGAUACCAUUUGGAGACUGACUCCGUGGCACGGUCAAUGUGGGCGUCGUCCAAGACUGAGAAAGAAGUGGUCUACAGCAAAGCAGGUAGCGCAUAUGCUGUAUUCUUCCUCGAGUCGUGUGCAUCAGUCUCUGAACCGCAAGGUCCGGAUCGAAUAGUUGAUCUCUAUGCAUCGAUCGAAACCCAACGAGCAAUUUUACAGAGAGCGCCAUUCACAGAUACGCAAGUAAUCAUUCAAACCCAACAUUGCAUGCAUCUUCUUUGCUCCACCGUGCGAAGGCUCAUGAGCCCAACCUUUCAGUCCUCGACUUCGGAAAACUGGGUCAGCCUCCUCCUCCUUACUUCAACCCUUGAGCGGAUCCUGGAGUUCUUCGUUGCCGUUUCGAAGGAUGACGAAAGAAUCGAUUCCUCGUCCCACGCCGCCAACUGGACUCACCGGAAAGAAUUUCUGUGGCGGAUGCGAGAAGACCUUGGACAUUUUAUGGCAGCUACUGGACAGUCUACUCACCAAAAACCCAUCAUCGCUCCAACCUUUGAUCUGGUAUGGUUUGGGGCGGCUUUUGAGGAAUUGUCGCAGAGGGAGCGAUCCCGCAUACGGCCGAGGAACCAGUCCACGUGCUUCAUGGCUCAGCGGUGGCCCUUCAUUGUAACCAGUGCUACGGAGAGUCUUAAGCAUAAUACAAUCUGA
This is a messenger RNA of Penicillium chermesinum, 1089 nucleotides long. RefSeq lists its product as uncharacterized. The record is from RefSeq and is a predicted model, not a curated record. Lineage: Eukaryota; Fungi; Ascomycota; Eurotiomycetes; Eurotiales; Aspergillaceae. The transcript has 3 exons. Bases 1 to 1089 code for a protein of 362 amino acids.